Molecule: messenger RNA, 5206 nt
Organism: Penaeus indicus
Lineage: Eukaryota; Metazoa; Arthropoda; Malacostraca; Decapoda; Penaeidae
Exons: 3
Cellular component (GO): cytoplasm
Source: RefSeq, a predicted model, not a curated record
GAGGUGUCGUAGAAGAGGAGCAAGGAAAGGAUGGUAAAGCUGGGGAUGUCGAGGUAGAAGAGCAAGAUGAAGAAAGAAAUGCUAGAGGUGUCGUAGAAGAGGAGCAAGGAAAGGAUGGUAAAGCUGGGGAUGUCGAGGUAGAAGAGCAAGAUGAAGAAAGAAAUGCUAGAGGUGUCGUAGAAGAGGAGCAAGGAAAGGAUGGUAAAGCUGGGGAUGUCGAGGUAGAAGAGCAAGAUGAAGAAAGAAAUGCUAGAGGUGUCGUAGAAGAGGAGCAAGGAAAGGAUGGUAAAGCUGGGGAUGUCGAGGUAGAAGAGCAAGAUGAAGAAAGAAAUGCUAGAGGUGUCGUAGAAGAGGAGCAAGGAAAGGAUGGUAAAGCUGGGGAUGUCGAGGUAGAAGAGCAAGAUGAAGAAAGAAAUGCUAGAGGUGUCGUAGAAGAGGGUCAAAAUAAAGAUGGAAAUGCGGGAGGUGUCGAGGUAGAGGAUCGAGAUAGAGAUGAAAAUGCUCUAGGUAUCGAUCAGGAGAGUCAAAACGAAGAUAGAAAUAAGGGAGGUGUCCAGAGUCCAGCUACGGAUGGGGAAGCUAGGGAGCGCGAGGUAAGGGAUGGAGAUGAGGAUGAAAAUACUGGAGGUGUCGACGUGGAGGCUCAAGAUAAAGAUAGAAAUGCGGAAAGUGUCGAAUCAGAGAAUGAAGAUGAAGAUGAAAAUGGCAAUUGCUAUAGUGCAUGGGGAGAUGGCGACAGCAAUGAAGAAAAGAAGGACAUAGGCACCAAUAAGGCUGAAAUUGACGUGAGGACAUAUGAAGAAGCAACAGACUUCAAAGAAGAAAAAAUAGAAAAGACCAUACAUGAAGAUGAAUCGGGAAUUGAUCUGAUUAAUACAGAGGCAGAAAGGGAUAUAGUUGAAUAUGAAGUAAGAAUGGACAUCCGUAAAAACAAAACAGAAAAUGCAGGGGCAGACAUAGACAUGGUAGAUACAGGAAGAGGCAUAGACGAAACUAAAAAACAAGAAAAGGACAUGGGUAACGGAGAGAGAGGUCCAAAAGCAGUAACAAAGGCUAUAGAUAUAGACACACCAAAACCAAACACAUAUGCAAAUGUUGGAAUAAAAUAUGUAGACAUGGUUGAUAUUGGUAGUGAUGUAAGCAUGGAUAAAACAGUAAGAGAUAUUGAAAUAGAAUAUGUAGAAACAGGUUCAAGUAAUAUAGAUGAUUUCAUUACUGCAAGUGACAUAGAUACAGACUUUGAAGAACAAGAUACAGAUACAAACACAGACACAUACGUUGCAGGAAUAGACAUAGACAUAGAUGCAGAUGAUGCAAGGCAAGACGAGGAAACUGAAGCAGAAAUACACAGGACUGACGUUGAUCCAGGUACAGAUAGUACAACAAGAGACAUAGAUGGAUAUGAUACAAGUGAGAAAUGUGACACAGAUGAUAAAGGAACUGAUACAAAUAUAAGUAGAACAGAGAAGGAAACAUCAAAUGACGAAGGAGAGAGUUAUAUAUUGAUUAAGAAUUCAGAGAGGGAUGAAGUUGUGAAAGAAGUAGAAGACAAGGUAGAUGCAGGGAUAGCUAUUUAUGAGAAUGGUCUUGAUAAAAGAAGAGACACAGAGACACAAGGUGAGGGAAUGGAUUCAAAUAUAUGUAAAACAGAAAAGGAAGCGUCAACUGGUAAAGAAGAGAGAUGUGUAUGGAUUAAGGACUCAGAAAAGGAUAUAGAUAUAAAAGAAGUGGACGAUAUUGUAGACGCAGGAAUAAAUACUCAUGGUACAAGUAUUGAUAAAGGAAGUGGUGUUGAAAGAACAGAAACAAAUAUAUGUGAAACAGGUAACGAAAAUCUUAUUGAUACCGAAGAUAGAUGUUUAUCGACUGAGGAUCAUGUGAAAGAUGAAGAUUUAAAAGAAGUGGAUAGCAUGGUACACACAGGACUAGAUAUUCAAGACACAGGUGGAGCGAAGCGAGAAGCUGUGAGAGAAGCAGUUAACACAGUUACAGAAGCAGUAACAGAAGCUGUCACGGAGGUCGUAAAGUCUGUCAUGCCUGUCAGGGACAUAAAGAGCAUUGAAUGUGACAUAGCGGCACCCACUCAAGAAGCUAUGAAAGAGGCGAUGAAUAUAGCUGCAGCACCUGCCUUCCCAGCCCCGUUGAUUAGGGAAUCAUACCUGCAGGAUGAGGACCUUGGAGGAGAAUGUACAGAAGUUCCUCCAGAGAAAGGACAUCUCCUAUCUAAGAGCGCAGCUGACUUUAUAGAUAAGAUAAAGAACUACAUGAAGGAUCAAGAAAGUGAUGAUACGCCCCAUGUAACCACCGUCGCUGCUGAAGAUGCGGAUGAUGGCAGUGCCUUAAUGCGGCUUGUCAAGGUUGUCGUGGAGGAAGCUGCAGCGGUCUUGAGAACCGUCUUGUCUUGGGUUUUCCCGGAUAAGAUGCCCUUGCAGCGGUAUGAUCAAUACCUUCUCAGGGACAAAAAGAUGAGCCGUGCCUCUUUCCGCAGCGUCUUCAGCAAGAGCCACCAGGAGAGGCUUCAGAUGGAUCCUUCAGGAGCCACUUUCGACCUCUUCCUCUUAUGUCUCCUUCUGGAACAUGGCACCGAUAAACUAGCUCCCUCUGGGGACGAGUUCUGGGCUCAACCUGGGGAUCACCUCGAAUUCCAACUGACAUCCUUGAGGGAGUUCCGGGCGAGCGUAUUCCGCGGAGGCUUCGUCACCCAGAAAAAUCUCAUUGAAAAAACAAAAUCAGCAGAGGAGACGCUGACGAAGAUUCUCAAAAGUGCAGGAAACAUGAGUGUUAUCGAGUAUGAAGUGAUCACUCAGAAGAUUCAGGAGAUGACUGAAAACAUUGCGAGUGCUAAGAGUAAUGCAAAUGUUCAGUGGAACGUUAGCAGCUAUGGCAAGACAAUUCUGAAUGAGGAGAAGGCACAGUUGUUGGUCCUCCUGGGUUCACCACAGCUCAGGCGUUCAUAUGACAAUAUGACAUGUCAAGGACUAGUGCCAGUCAAGAAUAUUAAUCAACAUCUACAGCUCGAAGCGAUUUUCAUGGAGGUAGACAUUGCUGAAGUUACAAUUGAUGGAAACUCCAAUAACGUAGAUUAUGAUGAUCUAUUUAAUAUUCCUCCUACACAGCAACAUGGCACGGACAGACUAACCUCUUCACAAGCGGUUCUCCUAGAAGGCCCCUCAGGCUUUGGGAAAACUACCCUCUCCAAAAAGCUGAUGCUAGACUGGUCAAAGAAAAUUAAUUUUCCCAGAGGAUUGGAUAACUUUGAGCUUCUCAUACACGUUGAUUGCAGGAAUCCUCAUAUAAAAUCCUUCAGUGAACUGUUAAAAGCACUGAUGCCCGAUGCAAGGAAAUUGUUUACAGAUGACGACGUGGUUCAGUGCCUGUGGGAUAUAAAGACCCUCGUACUUGUGGAUAGCUUGGACGACUUGAACAUGUCUUCCCUUCAGGUCGUUCGAGAGAUGAUCACGGCAACGAAAUCAACGAGCAACAUGACAGUUUGGGUCAUGUCAUCUCCUGAGGCCGCCGAGGACUUCCAUAAGAUCGUGCUCAGUGGUCUGUCUACCUCACGCUUGAGUAUCAUCGGUGUCCCCAAAGACAGGCGAGGAGAAAUGGCAGUCAAACUAUAUAAAAACCUCGUUCAACCGGACUGCGACAGCCAAGAGUCAAGUGGUUUAGAAGCCUUUAUCAAUGCUACUCCAAGACUGCUUGAGGAAUACUGGCGGUGUCCCCUUAAUCUAGUAUUGGUUGCCUCACUCUGGGCCGCGUCUCCUGAGAGUGUUAAGGGCCUCAGAUCAGCUACAGAUCUAUUGUUGCAAACUGAUAAGUUAUGUCAGAGGGAUCUUUUGGCGAUCUUGAGCAAAAACCCAAAUACCCGGCAUUUCGAUGUGUCAGAGCUAAAGGACAAAAUGAAGGUCCUUUUCUUCUGGCUCUGCAACGAGGCUUUGUUCGCCAUAAAGAGAAAUAGCAGCAUUUUAGCUGAAGAAUCCAUAAAGCGACUAAAACAUGCUUGUCACUCUGUUGGUUUUCCUAGUCAUGUCGUAAUGGCCAACUUCCUUAACAAAGAUACUGUCUUGACAGCCUCUGGGAAACAGGAUGUGUACAGGUUUACACAUAAGAGGUUACAAGAAUUCUAUGCAGCUGUGGCUAUAGUCAGUAGGCUUUCGGAGAAGGAGAACGACGUGGAUCUUACAAAGGUGCUCUUCGACCUUCAGACUGUCCUCUCUAGCCACAACAUCUCAACAGUUCGAGCCCAAGAGGUUCUAAGACACGCCCACGGUGUCCUAAGCGAUACAAGGGAACACAGGAAGAAAGGCCUCUUCGGAAAAAUCAACACGGUGUUCUCGUCCCCCAAAGAAUCAGCAGUGGUGACCAUUCUGAGGGAAGGAAGUCACCAUCCACCCACGCUACCGAUCUGGAGAUUCCAAAACGUCUUUGCCAUCUUACUAAGCUUCGUGUCCGUCCUCGGAGAAGACAUCAGGCAGGACACAGCUCGAGAACUGGUAUUGCUUCUGGAGCGAACAGGACUGAGAGACAGGGAAUCGUGGCUCGACGUUCUCAUGAACGCGGGAUGUGAUCCGCACGUCGCAAGGGAGAUGGCCCGCUGUAUCCCUGACGCGCUGGACUUAGACGGCGAAAUCACUGUAAGGGACAGCCGGGUACCCGCCUACGCUGUGCUCUUGAAAUACGCUCGACCCUCUAGAGUGACAGUGAACAUCUCUUGCGAUCCAGGGGUGAUUCCGAGCUGCCUGGACCUUCUGAUGUCACUCAGCCAACGUCCGUGCGAAGUCCAGCUGCUGCUCAAGCAUGACUUCUUGCAUCCGAAGGUCAUCUCGAAUGCUUAUAAUGUGACGCUGCAUCAUGUCUUCCAGUGGUGUCGAGUCUCAAGAUUCGAGGGCCAAGUCACUCCCACAACAGCUUUGGUCCUCCCCGUCUCCCUCACCCACGUCUCGAUUUCUCUGCUGGACGCCGCCCACUACUGCUCUCUCGCGCCCAUCCUUGACACUCUCCCAACCAGGCUGCCGGCGCUCAACACUCUGGACAUUCUUGUAGGCGAGGACAUGGUACCUGAGGCACUGCACGCCCUUCCCAUGGUGCGGGCGGUCCACCUCUACCUCGCGGGCGUAAGCAGGUCUACCCUCGCGUGGGCGUGCGAAUGCGCUCGCCAGCUGGAGCCUGAGAACGGGUUAGUGAGAGAGAGAGAGAGAGAGAGAGA